UCCGAGCUCGCAGCACAGGUGACUCGUCGGAGGCGUUUCCUCCAUUUUGCUCGCGGAGAGGCAAACGUCGGCGGGGAAGAGAGUUGCGGCGCAGCGGACCCUCUCUACAGGGGAGGAGGCGACGGGCACACGGAACGAGCAAGGGAAUCACAAUAUAGGGACGUGGGACUGAGGCUGCAUCGCUUCCUUUGUAUCCCUCUGACAACACCUUGCCCAGUAUCCCAUCUCAGCCUCUCCGGCAACCCAACAGCGGCGGCGAAUAGGCGGUUCCCGCCACAUGGGUCGCCAGUCCAGGAAGCUUGCAAAGAGAAGGGCGGAUGCUGAGGCCGAGGCAGCAGCGGCUCCUCCGGCUACGUCGACAUCACAUAGUCCUCCGGCCAAAAAGCAGAAGCUAAGUAGCGGGCUAAAUAACUGGGAGGCGGAGAAACUUUUUGGCGAGAUCACGAGUAAGUUGAAGAAUUACCCGCGUGUUUCCCAACCUCUCCCCCGCAGGCUAAAGAUUGGUACCAGAAGCCUCAAGGACAAAGAUCCCUCGUUGUUGACGUGGACGUGCAAUAAGUGCAGAAGGAUCAAUUAUCCCAGGCGCUACCUGCUGACCGAUCUACCAGUAAUACAAUGUGAAUGCGGUGAAGAGGCUGAUAUUGAAUUUGACUUCUCCAUGGCUAAUAUUGAAGUCAACGGAGAGUGCCCAAUUGGCAAUGUAAAAAAUCAACAAAAAGAACCUAAGUGUACUGUCUAUUCAACGGCUUCUAAUAUUGAGGCUACUCUGCGAAUGAGGCAGAUACUUUCUGGGCAAAAACUUGAAGAUAAUAAACCAGUGAUAAAUAUUGAUCAGCUUGUUGAUCAUUACGAGUUCCUGAGAAUUAAUUAUGGAAUUAACCAAAAACCCGAAGAUCAAUGGAAUUAUAAGACAAUCCGGUCUUUGUUUAUUGCACUUGGACUUUUUGGAGCUGUAACUGAGGAGCCCAGUGUGCACGAGCUUGGUGACUAUGUGAGAGUCAACAAGAAUUUCUAUGACAUCUGCCGGGUUUUGGCAGAUGGACAUCCUCUCACAACUGGGAUUGUCCCUGGGAAAAAAUUUCGGCAUUUAAAGCCAGGUCAAAUAUACAAGGCACCCAAGAAAGAGAAGUUCACUGCAAAUAAAAAAGACACUGGUCAUGCUAUAUUGUUAAUUGGAGCUGGAAGGAGGAGAAAAACAAAUUACUACCACUUCUUAAAUUCAUGGGGGGAAAACUUUUGUUUAACUGAUGAUGGAAAGGGUGGCUUUGGGAUGGUACGGGCAAGUGACAUUACACUUAGGCCAUUGAAAUUCAUCCGCUAUAAAGAAGAAGUGGUACAUCAUCAAAGCCUUGCGUCAACCUAUAAGGCCCAGUAAAUGAAAUGCCGCCAGCAAGCCAUGAGAUUGUUGUUCUUGCUGAGCCCAGCUAGUCAGAUCCAGAUGGGAUGACAAUUGGUAUCCGAGUGAUCAAUGCUCGGACCAAAUUUUUUCUCCCCGGCGGCUUCUUCCAAUGGCGAUCCUGCCCCUUCCCCUUCUCGACCACCGCACCAGCGUCUGCUACCUUCCUCUGCUCCAGCGUAUGCCCCCUCCACCUUCCCCUCUGCCGCCACCUACCACCACCCUUUCCCUGUCUUUGCUGAGCCACCUCCUCUUCUACUGUGUCCGGUCUGUUCCCCUCCGUAUCCUGUUGCCCGACGAGCGAGGCGACCCCAGUCCCCACCAAUGUUGAGCCAAAUUGGCCUCCUUUCCAGCAUCCACAGUCCGACGCCGCCCUCCCUCUGUCUACCAAUGCCACCUCGUCUGUUGCGUCUACACCAGGCCUCUUCUCAGGUGCCACCUCGUCCACUGUGUCCAGCACAGGUCUCUUCCCUGGUCCAGCCUCGCUUGGAUCAACAUCGCAUGUGCAUGUGUUCGGCAACACUGUCGUCUCAUCUGCAGCUACCACUGCUCCUAAAACCACCAUCAGCAGAAGCGCAGGCUCGCCCGGAAGCUGCCGUCAGUGAGGAUAUACCUCGUGUGGUCCUCAACGUCAAGCGACGAUUGGAUGAGCAUCAAGCUAAAUCACAGCGUUCGUUUGAUUCGCUGCAAGGCGAGGUCUCCAAACUGAAGGACAGGCUAUCUUCUCUGACCACUUCCAAGGUACCUUUGUCCGCGUCAAACACCACUACUGCCCCGACACCAUCGGUUGGUUUGACAUCAUCAUCCGGAAGCACGACGAUGGCUGCAUCUGCUCCCUCAAUGUUCUGUGCAGCAGCAAGCUUGUCAGUGAGCUCUUGUAGCUCCCAUAUUGGUGCAUCAACUACUGCAUGUGUUACUCCACAUGUGUACGGUGAAAUCCCAGAACAAUAUGGUUUUCACAAUCUCAAUCGCCAAAAUGUGUUCCUAGCAGAUGGUACUGAGCAUAGCUACUAUGUGCUACGGGGAGAUUCUUCAGCUGAGCAGGUUACUCCACCAAUGUUGCCUUCAGUAGCGGAAAAUGUUGGUACCACGCCUCAGCCGUCUGUAGCAGCACAAGCAGCAGGUCUGGCUCCAGUUCCUUGUUCUAAAGCCAACAAUAGAGUUGGUUAUUAAUCACUGUCUGUUCACAUGCUGCAACUGCCAACGACUGCGCCAGAUACCUCCAGUGUGUGCAAGGAAAUGCCUGUAUAUGAUAUUUAUGAAGAAGACAAUUCUUGUCUAAAUUGCAUGGAUGAACAGCUUGCCAAGCCUUUCCACAAGGCAUCCGAGAAUGCAUUCAUUGAACAGCUUCUCACGUGUUUCAGCAAGGCACUGAAAACUGGGCAAACCAGUGGUUGUUUGUACUACACUAUUGAUGUGUUGGAUUAUGCUCUUUAGCAGCAGCAAGAUGAUGAGAUGGCAUUAGCAACCAGGUCCAGUUUACGAUUGCUGCUGCAAAAUUGCAGUGCACAUAUGUCUACAAUCCUGAGAUGGUAUAUGUAUUUUCUGUGAAUUUUGGUGCAAGAGGCAACCCCAUUUUUGCUUCCGUUAUCAUGCAUGUGCUACUUCAUUGGUUUGGGAUGGACAAAAGUGAAUGCAGCAGCUGUACUUGUUCUAGCUGUUCCAUGUUCUAAAGGCAAGCAUCAUUCCUGUCAAACGGUGGCAAUAGCAGGACAAAUCAUUUAUUUUCUAAGCUAUUCAUGCAAUCCCUAUGGGCAACACCAGCAGUGUAAGUGUCAAAACAGAAGCAUGCUGUGGAUUUUCUUUCAAUGGUUGAGAUGUUGCUGAACGGGGGUGACUUCAAAGAUGGACAUCUAGCAUACAUGCCUCAGGGUACUAGUGUUAGUUCUUCAGAAUUAGCAUUCCCAGUUAAUGCUGAUGCUUAUGUAUCAAGAUACAUCAAGUUCAUACAACAUCUGUCUGUUAGAAGUUUCAGAUAUGCUGGCUCAGGUUCUAUAGGUUUCAGUGAUUGUGAA
Molecule: messenger RNA, 3411 nt
Organism: Lolium rigidum
Lineage: Eukaryota; Viridiplantae; Streptophyta; Magnoliopsida; Poales; Poaceae
Exons: 7
Coding region: 278-1375 (365 amino acids)
Biological process (GO): proteolysis
Molecular function (GO): cysteine-type peptidase activity
Source: RefSeq, a predicted model, not a curated record